Panicum virgatum (switchgrass) is the source of this 881-nucleotide messenger RNA. RefSeq lists its product as uncharacterized. The transcript has 2 exons. The record is from RefSeq and is a predicted model, not a curated record. NCBI's taxonomy places the organism in Eukaryota, Viridiplantae, Streptophyta, Magnoliopsida, Poales, Poaceae. The coding region runs from base 129 to 383 and encodes 84 amino acids.
CCCGGCAGUUUCGAAGCCUCCGAAAGCCUCAUUUAAAGCCCACGGAUCCCACCCCGCACCUCACCUUCGUCCUCCUCGAUCCUACCCCCCCCCCCCCCCCCCCCCCGGGUUCUCCUCCUCUCGCCGCCAUGGCCAAGCAGAGGCUUCUCGCUCUCCUCCUGGUGGCAGCCCUCCUCGCGCUCUCCUUCUCGCAAGGGCUGGUGGAGGCGCGCAAGGUGCAGGUGAUGCGGGCGGCGCCGCGCGACGGGCGGGCCCUCCGCGGGCGGCUGCUGCCGGAGGAGAUGGUGUACACGAUGAUGGACUACGGCCCGCCCACGGCCAACACCAACACCCACGGCGGCAUGGUCCCGACGCCGGACCCCUCCUCGCCGCCGACGCACUGAUGGACCGACCGGCCGGCCGGCGGGCGGCGGCGUAGCAUCUGCGUAUAUAUUUCCACACACACAUAUAUAUUUUUGGAUUUUGGGGAUUGGGGUGUGUCUCUGAACUUCUGAAGGCUGGAAGGGGAGGGGAUCGUCAGAGUAAGCUGCUGCUCUUCUCCCUCUCCGAUCCUUGGCGCCCAUAGAGCGGAAGCGCGUAGUGCCGUGGUAGGAUUGCUUGCUGUGCUUGGUUGAUUGGAACAGUGGGGGGUCUAGAGCGAUGUGUAUCGGGUGAGGUGUCAACGCAAAUCGUUUCGUUUUCGUUCGUUCUGAUCAGUGACCACUGCACCUUGUUCGCCUGUGUUUGUUUUGUUCGGGGAGUUUGGACGGACGUACGUAUGGUGACUUGAUGAAUUUUGUACGAAUCUAUCAAUAUCCCCUCUGUACACGAUCGCGUGGAUAUGAAUGCUCGUGGAAUAAAAUUUGUCGGCAAUAAUAAUGCGCUAGUGAUCUCCAUUGUUC